AUGAUUUCUUUUGCAGAGCUCGCACAACUGAACCUCUCACCAGAAAUCCUGGCAGAGCUUCAAAAGUACGCAACACCGACCGGUAUUGCUGAUUAUGCUGCCUUGGCCAUCAUCGUCGGUGUCUCAGCAGGAUACCUCUCUCGAGGAAUCCUCUGGGACAAGGUUGAUCCACAUUAUCAUCUCUAUUUCGAGCGUCCACAACUGAAGAAUGGCGACCAGACUGGCGCGAGUUUCAAGGAGACCAGAAACAUUGCACAGAAGAUGGAAGAGACUGGGAAGAACGUUGUCGUUUUCUGGGGAUCACAAUCCGGUACCGCUGAGGGCUUUGCCAAUCGCCUGGCCCGAGAGAUUUCCAUUCGCUGGGGCCAGGGAUGUAUGUCGGCAGAUCUUUCAGACUAUGAUCCAGUGACCGUUUCGGAGAUUCCGAAUACAAAAUUGGCCAUUUUUAUUGUUUCUACUUACGGCGAAGGUGAUCCGGCUGACAAUACUGCGGAGUUCUGGAGCUGGAUUACCAAGGCUAGCGAUGUCUCGCUAGCUAAUCUUCAAUAUACUGCCUUUGGUCUGGGCAACACCAACUACAAGUUCUACAACAAAGUUAUCGAUGUCAUUGUGGAAGGUUUGGAGAAGUUUGGUGCCAAAGCCCUGAUGCCAGUCGGUAAAGCCAAUGAUGCCGAAGGUGCCACCGAAGAAGACUUUAUGACUUGGAAAGAUAGUCUGUUUGCAGUUUUCAAAGACAAACUAGGCUUCAAGGAAGUGGAAUCCAAGUAUGUUCCAAGCCUGAAGGUCGAGGAGGAUGAGUCAUUGGAGCCUAUCGACCUUCACCACGGAGAACCGAAUGAUCAGAUCGAUGCCCCCAAGGGAGCCGCUCAAUCGUCACCCGUUCGAAGCUUGAGCAUUACCAGCUCUCGAGAGCUAUUCACCUCAUCCGACCGCAACUGUAUCCACAUGGACGUGGAUCUCAGCAAUCAGCCUGAGUUGACGUACAAGACCGGUGACCACCUUGCCAUCUGGCCUGCCAACCCAGAUUCAGAAGUUGAGCGUCUACUCGACACCCUCGGUAUUUCUUCACACCGUGAUAUCCCAGUCAUCAUCAGACCCGUCGAUCCAGCGACCAAGAUUACCCUCCCAACCCCAACCAGCACCAUCGCUCUUCUCCGCUACUACCUGGAGAUCUGUGCCCCCGUCAACCGAGACAAUGUCCGCGAUCUCGCCCAGUUCGCACCUACAUCCCAAGCAAAGACUUACUUGACCCAGCUAGGCCAGGACAAAGACUACUACGCAGGGAUCAUCAACCGCACCCACCUCAACCUCGGCCGCCUCUUACAGCUCGCCUGUCCCGACCAACCAUGGACGAACAUCCCCCUCUCCUACCUGGUCGAGACAAUCCCACACAUCCGUCCUCGCUACUACUCCAUUUCCUCCAGCAGUGUAGUCUCUCCCCGAAAACCCUCUAUCACGGCCAUCGUAUCUACAAACCCCCUCCCAGAGAACCCAACCGAGUUGGUUCACGGCAUUACAUCAAACUACCUCCUCGCCAUCUCCCGAAACGCCCAGUCCCAACCUCACCCGCACGGCCUAACAUACCACCUAAAUGGACCCAGCAACGCCCUCGAAGGAGGCAAGAUAUUCGCCCACAUCCGCCGAAGCAAGUUCAAACUCCCCAUAACAGCGAAAACGCCAUUAAUAAUGGUCGGCGCCGGAACAGGCCUGGCGCCCUUCCGAGCAUUCCUUUCCGAGCGGUGCCAGGUACAGAAGAUCGGAAAGGAAAUCGGACCAAUGCUUCUCUUUUUUGGAUGUCGGGACCCUGAUGAGGAUUUUAUUUACCGGGACGAACUUGCGGAGAUGCAGAGUACUUUAGGGGAGAAAUUGAGGGUGGUCACAGCGUUCUCGAGACAGACGCCACGGCGAUACGUACAGGAUCGGGUUUCUGAGCUUGGGGCAGAUGUUGUGCAGUUCAUUGAUGAUGGAGCGAGUUUCUAUAUUUGUGGCAGGGCUGGGAUGGCCCGGGAAGUGGAGAAGGUUGUUGGGGCGAGCAUGCAAGAGGCUAAGGGGUGGUCGGGAGAUGAGGCUAGUAAUUGGAGUAAAGCUGUUAAGAAGAAGAAUAAGUGGCAAGAGGACGUUUGGGGGUGA
Penicillium odoratum is the source of this 2130-nucleotide messenger RNA. RefSeq names its product NADPH cytochrome P450 oxidoreductase family protein. The record is from RefSeq and is a predicted model, not a curated record. Bases 1 to 2130 code for a protein of 709 amino acids. Gene Ontology annotation, molecular function: flavin adenine dinucleotide binding; NADPH-hemoprotein reductase activity; FMN binding. The transcript has a single exon. Gene Ontology annotation, cellular component: cytosol. Lineage: Eukaryota; Fungi; Ascomycota; Eurotiomycetes; Eurotiales; Aspergillaceae.